Molecule: messenger RNA, 1831 nt
Organism: Aspergillus heteromorphus CBS 117.55
Lineage: Eukaryota; Fungi; Ascomycota; Eurotiomycetes; Eurotiales; Aspergillaceae
Product: Sds3 domain-containing protein
Exons: 2
Coding region: 91-1614 (507 amino acids)
Biological process (GO): negative regulation of transcription by RNA polymerase II
Cellular component (GO): Sin3-type complex
Molecular function (GO): histone deacetylase binding
Source: RefSeq, a predicted model, not a curated record
CCUCUGCCUUCUGCCCUCCACCCUCUCCUUCUCCCUCUGCCUAUUCUCUCUCCCUCUCCAAUCUCAGCCAGCUGGCGAUUCCCCCUAGCAAUGGCCUACUCCCCUGCCCCGCCGUCCCCCAUUCAUGGGAACGGGGUCCCAGCCAUGUCCAACAACACCCAAUCCAGAGGCCGCUCGAUCAGUCCCCCGACCAGCGUGCCGCUGUCCAAGCGGGACAAACGCCGCAGCGCGCUCCAAGAGCGCCUCCAUGACCUCACGGCCUCCUUUAGCCAGAACAGAGAUACCCAGUUCCGCCAGCAAUUGCAUGCCCUCCAAUGUGAUAUGACCCUCAUCAACAAUGCCGAUCCCUACGAGUCGGGCCCGCUCCCCGACUCCGCGGAUGACAUCUCCCAGCUGAUUGAAAACACCGUCGGCGGGGGCAAGUUCGCCAAGGAGAUGGCCAGUCUGGCCGGCAUGUGGUACUCGCGGUUCGUGCAGGAAGUCAAUCAGGUUAAGACGGACAAGGAUGCGGAUCUGGCGAUGUUGGUGAAUCGUCACAACAACAACCUCGAACGGUUCAAGCACGAGUAUGCGUUUCGAGUGCAUUUCGCGGAGGAGGAAUACAAGAACCUCUCGGCGACCCUUCGGGAACGUCUGGUGCAGACCAUCUCGGGCAAGAGGGCUCGUCUGAUGCGGGAGAAAGAGCAGCUGGACCUGGCCGAUACCAAUGCUCUGCUCCUGCACCCCAACCAAUUCAGUAUCACCAACCCCGCCAGCCCCGGGGGGAUCCACGGAAACCGCAAGACCCGUCACACCCGUCACCGCGUCGACCUGGACGAGCUCGGGAAUGGGAUCAUGUCGGAACACUUCAAUAAGCGGAAGAGGAAGGCGGCGGAUGAAGAUGUGGGCUCGCCAGUGCGCGAAUCGGUCAAUCCGGCCGAGCGCGCCAAGGCGCAGGUGGCCCAGCAGCAGCAUGCGCCGUCCUACUCGAUCAAUUCUCUCUUCACCGAAAAGGAGCUCAGCGCGCACGCCAACCAAGCCCACAUCGCAACCGUCCACUUCUUCUCCACGUCCAAGCGUGCGGAUCAGCCAUCCGGCGCGGCUACCAACGGCAACAACACCGACGCGGACGAGGGCUCCGGGGUCGACGGCACGGGGGCUGAGGACAACGGUACGCCCGCCACCGACAUGGCGCGGACGGCUAGCCAGAACUUCCACGCCACGCGCUCCACGCGCACGCAUGGCAACCACGCCUUGAACGCGCUGGCCGAGCUGUCGGACAAGCCCGCCGUGCGGCCCAACCUCCCCUACAACAUCCUGGCCAAUUACCACGCGCGCCCCAGCAACAACGGCGCGCCCCCGCUCCCCCCCCUCAUGAACGAGGAGGUCGACGACGACUGGGCGCGCAUGGACCGGUUGAACAACAAGCCGGCCGGCUUCGUCGAUCGCGGCCUGGUCCAGCUUCUCGUCGAGGCCCUCCCCGCCGACGUCGACGGGGUUCCGCAGAACCCGAACCGCUUCAGCAUGUUGCAUCCUGAUUUCCCCACUGACAUGGGCAUGCACCUGUACCCUCUCACAAAAGACACGGUCGACGCGACGAGUAACGAGCGUUCCAAGAAAACCAAAUUGGGCUAGGUGACGUCCCUCGUUACUUAGUCAUUCGAAUUUUCGAAUCCGUAUAUCACUGGCGUUAGUUCUAGUCUGAUUGAUUCAUCAUUGGCUAGUCGGGGGGGGAUCAAUAAGUUCACACACAACUGGAUAGGUAGCGGGAGUACUUGAUAAAUACCAUAACGGGGCGUUGGGAUGCUUGAUUAUUGACUGAAUUGAUAUUGGUGGCCAAGUAUUGGCGGGC